AUGUUGGGGCGGAUUUAUCCGCUAGUAGUGUUACUGGUAAUCGCUGAUAUUGUUAUGAAGGUAUCAUGCGCGGAGAAAGGGAGUUUAACCUUUGUAAUAGAUGAUAGUCUCUCGAUGCAAGAUGACAUAAGCCUAAUCAAAAAGAGCGUAAACCCGGCCAUGAUGAGUAUUGUUUUCAACGACACAUCCAGUGUGAACAAUAUAGUUCUCGUCACAUUCAACAACUCAGAUGCACAUGUAAAGGUGGUGGCCAAGAAUCAUAACGAACUUGACAAGGCAUUAAAAGACGUUAAGGCACUCAGUAAAAAUGACCCGAAGCAUCAAGUACUAUCCAUGGAAGGAUUGAUUCUAGCUUUGGAAAAGAGUAAUCGUGGAUCCCAAGUGUAUGUUUUCACUGAUGCUUAUGCCAAAGAUCAUCAGAAAGCUCACAUUGUCAAAAAACUGUGCCAGAAAAAACAAUCUCAGAUUUAUUUUGUGAUUACCGUCAUUAAUACGAAGCAGUAUCUAGAUGAAAAUAUGCUCAUGUAUCACGAAACAGCUCAGGCGUGUUUAGGCCUAGCCUAUGAAGUAAACAAAGAUGAUGUUUUACAGGUAUUCAGACUAAUAACCAAUACUGUAAUUGACAACAUGAUUGUAGUUUAUCAAGCCACUUUUCCAAACACUAAUUAUAAACGUAAUUAUAUUAAGUUCCAUGUAGAUCAGCUAACUAAAUACUACGUCGUCUCAAUAGCUGGAAAACACGUGAAUCUAACUUUUAGCCCAACUCCCCGGCACCCGCGUUACGUGCAAAAUUCUUUAACAAAACAUAACAUCGGUGAAGAGAUUGUUAACACGGAUAAUUUAAAAGUAUUCAAGAUUAUAAACGUAAAACCUGGCGAAUACAUCUUUGAAGUGAACAGUAAAUCAGAGACAUCCGUCGUCAUAGUGGGCAGGUCUGAUUUCCACUUCGAACAUGGUUUCUCGGAGCUGAAGCCCGAGUCACUUAAUGACACGGUUUUUCAACCAAUAGCCGAUGCAAAAAUCCACUUGUCAGUAUUCGUUUACGAUGGAAGUAAAUCGGUGGUAAUAACAAAAGCCCUUAUAAUUGGAAUGAACGACGAGCCUAUCACGCCAGAACUUCCAUUAACAAACAUUUCUAAAGAUUUUUACGUUACUCGACCCUUUACUACGCCAAGACAAACGUUUAAAGUAGUGGUCUAUGGGAAAGUGAAUGCAACGGAUAUCACGCGUUUCGCAAAACUUCCUAUUACGCCAAUAAAAUUACCAGACAACCAAGUACUUAAUGUAGUGAUUGCUGAAGGCAAAGAAACUUCUGUGGAAUACAAUAGUUCCUUGAAAUUAACUUGCAAAGUGACCGCAUUCCCCAAGCCUAAAAUAUCUUGGUACAACAAUAAGGGACAACUAAUACCUUCUAAAAGUUAUAUGUCUGAAUACCCGUAUGACUACGUAAGUCACCUGGAGAUGCCAGUCGCGAAAGAAAAUAAAUAUAUGUGUAGUGUAGUAAAUGAUAUAGGACUGAAAAAUGCAUCGAUCAACGUCAAAAUCAAUGACAUUUUUACUGUAGUUGACACUCCUAAACGUACGUUAUUGGAGUACGGUAAGCCAGGUGCCCUAAAAUGUGACGUCAAAUCAACACUUCCCAUGAAUAUCCGCUGGUACCAUGUAGAUGAAAUGUCUGGAACCAAAACAGAAGUGGUUGAUUCUAUCAACUACUCAAUGUCAGCGGACAGGACUGAACUAAAAAUAAUCAAAAUGGAUUUGUAUUUAUCUGGAAUGUACGUCUGCCAGGCAUAUCUGGUGAACGAUAAAAAUAUCAAAAAGGAAUUCAGAAAACUAGUUGAAAUUACUGGUUUAGUGGAGCCUAAAAUACAAACACAGGCUAAAAUAACAGGGAUCAAGGGUGCAGCUAUCGUCUUAGAAUGCAACGUAAGUGGUAUACCAACGCCAACCAUUCAAUGGCAGUUUAGAGGCAAAUCUGGUUCCAAGUUUGAACCACUGGCUGAGACUAGACGCGUGCUACGUAUUAAUAGUGUAGAAGCCAAACACGAGGGUCAGUACAAGUGUGUGGCAGAAAACGUAUUAGCUAAGGAUGAGAAGGUUACAACAUUAAUUGUUCAAGAAAUACCAAGGAUGGUAUCAAAUUCAUCUACUACGUAUCAAAGUACUGAAGGAGACGCUACUUUGAAGAUACCGUGUGUCGCCAAUGGAGACCCAAAACCAAGCAUCACCUGGAAAAUGGACGGUCAGCCCAUUGCAAUGCCAAGUGCCAAGUAUGUGGUAGAAGACGGAGCACUUGUAAUAAGAAAUCCGACAGUAGCAGAUACUAAGUCGUACGAAUGUGUAGCUACUAAUGAGGCCGGCUCAGUAAGCACCACUUUCAAAACAUUCAUACGACAGAAACCACAAGUUGUAGGUGUUGCUACUAAGAAGGUUAACCUCGGAAUGGCCGUUGAUAUAGAAUGCAGCGUUGUCAAGGGUUGGCCAAAACCGAACAUAAGAUGGUUCGUGGAUAACUCUGGAAAACAAUUCGUGCCAAUCGCCGGGUCGCUAGAUGUGAUGCACAUUGCGAGGGCAGAAAACAUACACACAGGUCGCUACAAGUGCGUGGCACAGAGCAAAGCUGGAACGGUCGAACACGUCACUAGUCUUACUGUGGAAUCACGACCAGAAAUCGUUACAAAAUCUAAAUCAAUAGAAGUCAUAGAAGGCGAUUUAGCAAUAAUGGUACCUUGUGACGUUACAGGAGUUCCACAGCCCGCUGUUACAUGGAAAAUUAAUAAUACUAUUAUUAAACCUAAUCUAAAAUACUCGUUCAGCAAUGGAUCACUGAUUAUCCAAAAUCCGAAUAAAGCAGAAAUUGGAAAAUACGUCUGUGAAGCUAAAAACUACCUCGGAUCAAUCAGCACCACAAUUGUAGUUACAUUUGAAAAAAGACCCAGCACUUUCGGAACAACACACUUCGUGUACUUAUUAUAUGGUCAAAACAGGGAUAUCGAAUGUGAAGCGUAUCGUUCUAAAUCUCAAUCAAUUAAAUGGUUCAAUAAUGAGGGAGAGUUGAAAAAGAAAUCCAUUCAAAUAACUAAAGCAACGGUUUCAAAUGACGGCAACUACACAUGUCAUGUGAGUGACAAGCAGGGACACACGGAAACACACACAUACGUUGUUGAUGUGGGCGGCCCACCCAAACUAUUGGGAGAUAAUCCCCUUAAUGAUUGGCGUGGCGAAGUACAAGAAAUCCGAUCCAACUGCGAUAGCGACGCAAAACCACAAGCUAAAGUUCAAUGGAAAUAUAAUGGUAAAGUGAUACCUGAUAAUGAUGUGCAAGAUAUAGGUGUCAUCUACAAAUGGGGUCAUUAUACUUGCAACGUAUCUAAUCCACACGGCUCCGUAUUGAAAGAUUUUGACGUAAAGUCUUCUGUAUGUUUGAUACCCAAAAACUCAAAAUACGCCGAGUAUAUGCCACUACUACUCAGCGAAGAUGGAACUUGGCCCAAAUGGAAGACCUCGAAAUAUUUCUUUGUAGUAGAUGCAGAGGAAACAACUACUUUAACUUGUCUGAACCGCACAGAUUAUCCAAAUUCUUUCAAAAUAUUCCCAUCAAAGACUGCAAUAGUAGCAAAAUGUUUUAAAGAAGACGAAUUGGUAGUGGAUGCGGGAAUAUAUAAAAUUUCGGAGCUGCAAUGUGCUCAUAAGAAUUAUUAUUUAACAAACAAUGCUGUUCGAAUAACACUAUGGUUUACCUCUGGUAGUUUUUCUCAAUUUUGUGGAGUCUAUUAUUACUUCUUUUUACUUAUUUACUACUAUUAUUUGUAA
Messenger RNA from Spodoptera littoralis (African cotton leafworm), 3813 nucleotides. The record is from the annotation of a GenBank genome assembly. Lineage: Eukaryota; Metazoa; Arthropoda; Insecta; Lepidoptera; Noctuidae.